AUGCUCGGCUUCGCCAAAACCCUUCUUCUUGCUACCCAGCUGGCAUGUCUUGCCAGCGCGUCGCCCACUCUCAACAAUAACAAAGAGAUUACGGGCAAUUGGCCCAUGUGUGUCCCAGCACCAACAAAAGUUUCAAUCAAGCGAACGCCGACUGAGAAGCGAGCCGACAGCGUGAAGACUCCGUUGCCCACCCAGCCAGGCAUGGUUGACAACUGCGACACGUUUUGCUAUGUACAAAAAGACAACACAUGCGUGCAGAUUGCUGAGAGCAAUCACAUUACCACUAAUCAAUUCACUCAAUGGAACAAAGGCGCUGGUCCGGAUUGCCUCACUCUCUGGGCAUACACGUAUGUUUGCGUGGGCGUUAUGAAGUCGUAA
This is a messenger RNA of Metarhizium brunneum ARSEF 3297, 378 nucleotides long. RefSeq lists its product as uncharacterized. The record is from RefSeq and is a predicted model, not a curated record. Lineage: Eukaryota; Fungi; Ascomycota; Sordariomycetes; Hypocreales; Clavicipitaceae.